AUGAAGACAGAACCAGCGGACGACGAUGGAGGUGCUUCCAGCAAUCCGCCACCUUCGCACCCGAAGAAGCGCAAGGCGACACAGCCCACGGAUGCGACCGCGCCUAAGAAGCCACGAGUCACGAAAGACCCUGUGAAGAAUUACCAGAUCGAAGACACCUCCGAAAACUUUGCGAAGUACCUAGACGUCGACGUGGACGAGAUCGGCGAAGUCGACGCCAAAGAGCACAAGAACUUCAAGAACUGGGCCAAGCGUGUCGCCAACUGGUACAAUGGUCACUGGCGGGGCAACGGCAACAUCUCGCCGACCCUACUCGACACCCUGUGCAUGAUCAUUCGAACGACUUACCCUGAUCUACCGAAAGCACGCAUUCAUAUCGGCAGGGAUGAAGAACCGGCGAUUAUCAUCCUUGCGUGGUCGAAGACGAAGACGCAGGAUGCGAACAUCAAGUCUUGCAGAGACCGAAUCAAUCGUCUUCGCUACGAUGCAUUCAGAGCCUUGGAGAAUGCGCCGAUCAUAGCGAGCGGUACGGUCGGGUACAAGAAAUCUGCCAAGCAAGCGAUUCAGACGUACUUCAAUGAAUUGCUACGGAUCAACCUCUACAAGAACGGCGUGGACAGUACAACAUACACAGGCGACGACGACAUCUUUUCGUUCAAUCAAAAGAAAGACAAGUACCUCAAGAAUGUGCUGCAAGGCGAAGAGCUCGAGGCUGGGCGAGUCUGGCCGCUCGACAACGACCUCUGGGACGAUGAGGAUCAGGAGCGUCCAUUCCUAUCCGCCUACCACCCGCCAGCUCGCAAGGGCAAGAAAGGCAAGAAGGAGGAUGACCCGGCCAGCGAGGAUGUCAGCCCCCCGGACGAAGACGAGACUGAGCACAUCAAGCAGGAAAAUGAUGAACUCGACGACGACUUCGACUCGCCAACUGGUGCAAGCCAAGGCAUCAGUCCUAACGGACAGCCAACAGCUUCUGCAGGAACUGCCGCGAACAUCAGCGCAUUGACGAAUAGUUUUGAGCCGCAAGCUGCACCAGCUGCUGCGCGAACUGCUGCUACCGCACAAGAAUCCACGGACACCGUCAAGUCAAAGGCCGCACUCCACUCCUUAUCUCCAGCCUCAGGUUCCAAGGUCGCCAACAAGCCAAAGGCCGUACCAGCUGCCGCACACCCUGCUGCCGAGAAGGAAGUCAACAAGCCAAAGGCCGCACCAAUUGCGCCGGACACAAGCACUAGCUUGGAGACAACGUCUACAGCCCGUGAGCAUACCGCUGCACAGUCCGGUGCGCAAGGCAAAGGAGCUAUGCUCACCGUCAGCUCGUCGACAGUGGAUAGCUCUACAAAGAAGGAUAUUGUGCCAACCAACACUUCACCAAAUGGUUCAAUUGGACAGGGAUCGAGCGGGACCGAGCAGAUGGCAUCAAGAAUGACUGGUAUACUCGAACAGAAGGCUGCUGCACCGACUGGAGCUCAUCAACAGGCGAUGACAACGCUACCUCAGGAACCUUCCAACAUGCAAGCUGUCUUAUCUGUACCGGCUGCUGCAGGUUUUGUGCAGUCGUCUAAAAACGACCAAGGUGACUCUGCACCACAAGGUUCAGGUUCGAAGGGCAAGAACAUGUCUCAAGGCUUUGGUGACGCAGGGAACUACGGACAGGAUGCUCUUGGGGACACCGAGAAGACGACGAAGUCAAGGGCAGCAGCGAGUGGUGCAGGGAUUGAGGAGAUGGGGGACAAGUUGGCAGAUGAGGAUAUUGAGAUGACAGACGGAGCGGAUGCACCCCUUGCACCAACAGGAACGGACGUGCGCGAUUAUCCCAAGGCCAACGACGUCGAAGGAGCGGGAGCUGGUGCGGCGUCUUGA
Messenger RNA from Saxophila tyrrhenica, 1860 nucleotides. RefSeq lists its product as uncharacterized. The transcript has a single exon. The record is from RefSeq and is a predicted model, not a curated record. The coding region runs from base 1 to 1860 and encodes 619 amino acids. NCBI's taxonomy places the organism in Eukaryota, Fungi, Ascomycota, Dothideomycetes, Mycosphaerellales, Extremaceae.